Molecule: messenger RNA, 6596 nt
Organism: Girardinichthys multiradiatus
Lineage: Eukaryota; Metazoa; Chordata; Actinopteri; Cyprinodontiformes; Goodeidae
Gene: disp1
Product: dispatched homolog 1 (Drosophila)
Exons: 14
Coding region: 486-5180 (1564 amino acids)
Cellular component (GO): membrane
Source: RefSeq, a predicted model, not a curated record
UUCGGCUUCCAGUGCCGACCAGACCAGUGCGCAGCUGCCCUCCCAACAUUGUUUGAUGCUUAAACGGUGGGAACUUAAACAUCCGGUAAAAACUCCAACUGGACGACCAGGAAUACGUUCCCUAUCUCAGUUCUGGGACCGUCUCUGUGUUCGGCUUUCAGAGCCUGCAGCUGUCCGUAUCUAGCUGUAAAAGCCUUGGCUGGUCUGGACACAUGAAUACAUGCAGAGCAUGUUCCAGUGUUAUCCCACAGAUGUCGGUGGAGAUCCUUGUUCAGCAAUUAUGCCUAUCAACCAUUCUGCAUUCAGUAUCCAUGAAACAAACAUUGAGGGCUAAAGCCAAAGAAAUGGCACAAUUGAGAGGUCUACAUGGAGAGAAAUGGGAAAAAGUGAGAAGGAACCAGAUGUAGGACCAAGGGCAGGCUGGACUCCAAUGCGACUCUAAAGAGAAGUGACGGUGUGGGUGCCAGACCUGCUGGGAAAGGAUCAUGGCCCUGACUGACUCAAGUGGAGACCCGCUGUCCCUCAGCAACGGAGGACACCAUCCUUUAAGUGCCAGUGGAAAUGUCCCUUCAAGCAACAGUACAGAGGACAGCAGCAGCCAGGACCCUCUCUCUGCUGCUUCUAGUUGUGACUGCCUCCCAGCUGAGAGAGAUGGAGAUGUGGAGGUUAGGAAUGGAGCCUUGAAGCUGCAGCAGGGAUCACACGUCCAGAGAGCAAACAGGCCGGUCCAGAAUGGUGGAAUGAUCAAACUGAAUGGCUCUUUGAAGAACCUUCCCCCAUCACUAGGUGCUGCUCCAUCCUCUGCCAUCACGGACUCCCAGAAGCCAAACAGACUUCACCUGACCUCCACCCUGUCACCGACAUCUUCCUCUCCACUCUGCUGCCCCCACUGCCACUUUCACUCCACCAUGUGCUGCCCCUGUGGACAGCCAGAUUGCCCGCCCUUCCAGAGCCCUGCCAGCGGCCCAGUGCCCUGCUCUGGUCCGCACGCAGGUACCGCUUUAUCCUGCCCUUGCUGCAUCUCCACCUGCACAUACUCUCACCCGCUUCCUCAUCACCAAGCCUCCCCAACGUCUCUUCAUCACCAGUGCUGGCAGGAGCACCUCCAGAGCCAGAUACAUGCUCCUGGGAUCAGCCCUGCAAGGCCCUUUCGAUUCCCCAAAAGCUACUCUGAGCUGAUAGCUGAUUGGCCAGUGGUUGUGCUCGGAGUGUGUACGGUGCUUAUCGUUAUUUGUGCCCUGGUGGGAGUUCUGGUGCCUGACCUGCCUGAUUUCUCUGACCCACUGCUGGGUUUUGAGCCUCGGGGAACUGCUAUUGGCCAGCGACUGGUCACAUGGAACAAUAUGGUGAAGAAUACAGGCUACAAAGCCACACUGGCCAACUACCCUUUCAAAUAUGCGGAUGAGCAAGCCAAAAGCCACCAAGAACCUCGAUGGCCAGAGGACCACUUUGAAAGAGACAAACGGGAGGUUGAGUGGGACUUCAGUAAAGAGUUCUUCUGUGAUGUACCAGGCGACAGUUAUUCCAGACUGGUGUUUGCAUCGGCUGAAGGGAAAAGUCUGUGGAAUAUUCAGGCCAUCAAAUCAAUGUGCAAUCAGGACAACACAAGAGUGCGCUCCCACCGUGAUUACCUGAAUCUCUGUCAGCGCACCAAUAACGUCUCCUGUUGUCCAAGCUGGACCCUGGGUAACUACAUAGCUGUCCUCACCAACAAGUCCUCCUGCCAGAAGAUCACAGAACGGGAUGUAUCCCACACUCUCAAGACCCUGCGAUCGUGUGCCAAGUACUACCAUAAUGGCACGCUUGGACCGGAUUGCUGGGACAUGGGACUGCGGCGCAAAGAUCAGCUAAAAUGUGCCAGCGUGCCCCGGAAGUGCACCAAGUACAACGCAGUGUACCAGAUCCUUCAUUUCCUGGUGGACAAGGAUUUCCUCAUUCCAAAGGGCCUGGAGCAUCCGCCUGUGCUCAGGUACAGCAUGUUGUUCUCUCCCACAGAGAAAGGAGAGUCUAUGAUGAACAUUUAUCUGGACAAUUUUGAGAACUGGAACUCAUCCGAUGGCAUCACCACGGUAACAGGGAUCGAGUUUGGAAUCAAGCACGACCUCUUUCAGGACUACCUCCUCACGGAUACAUUGUAUCCCGCUAUAGCCAUAGUUAUAGUUCUGCUGGUCAUGUGCGUGUACACUCGCUCAGUUUUCAUCACUCUAAUGACAAUAAUUGCCAUCAUCAGUUCACUGAUUGUGUCCUACUUUCUUUAUCGAAUGGUCUUUAACUUUGAGUUCUUCCCGUUCAUGAACCUCACUGCCCUCAUCAUCCUGGUAGGGAUCGGGGCAGAUGAUGCGUUUGUGCUUUGUGACGUGUGGAACUACACCAAGUUUGAUAAACCGCACGCCGAGCUAUCAGAGACUGUCAGCGUGACCCUGCACCACGCAGCCCUCUCCAUGUUUGUCACCAGCUUCACCACUGCUGCUGCUUUUUAUGCCAACUACGUCAGCAACAUCACUGCCAUACGCUGCUUCGGCGUCUACGCUGGCACCGCCAUUUUAGUCAACUACAUCCUGAUGGUGACAUGGCUGCCUGCUGUAGUAGUGCUGCAUGAGCGCUACCUGCCUAACCUGCUUACCUGUGCCAAGCCUGCACAGCAGCAGGGGAACUGCUGCACGCGUUGGUUCUGGGCUGCUCUUUGCCACAAGAUCCACAGAUGUCUGUUCGCCGUCUCUGAGGCGUCACGGAUCUUCUUCGAGAAGGUGCUGCCGUGCGUCAUCAUCAAGCUGCGCUACCUCUGGCUCUUCUGGUUCCUCGCCAUCACGGUUGGUGGUGCUUACGUGGUUUGCGUGAACCCUAAGAUGAAACUCCCGUCCCUUGAGCUGGCAGAGUUUCAGGUGUUUCGGUCUUCUCACCCUUUUGAGCGCUACGACGCCGAGUACAAAAAGCUUUUCAUGUUUGAGAGAGUGAAUCAUGGCGAGGACCUCCACAUGCCUAUCACAAUCAUCUGGGGUGUCACGCCUGAGGAUAAUGGAGAUCCCCUUAACCCCAAAAACAAGGGGAAGCUGAUGUUAGACAGCAGCUUCAACAUAGCCAGUCCAGCAUCUCAACUGUGGAUCCUUAACUUCUGCCAGAAGCUGAGGAACCAAAGCUUUGUCUUUCAGUCAGAGGAUCAGGACUUCACCAGCUGCUUCAUUGAGACAUUCAAACAGUGGAUGGAGAACCAGGACUGUGAAGAGACCGCUGUCUACCCCUGCUGCAGUCAGUCUACCUUUCCCUAUAAGAAGGAUGUGUUUCAGUUGUGCAUCAAGAGAGCCAUUAUGGAGCUCGAUCGAAGUACAAGCUACCAUCUGGACAGUAAGACCCCCGGACCUCGAUUUGACAUCAAUGACACCAUCAGAGCCAUCGUUUUGGAGUUUCAGAGUACCUACCUCUUCACUCUGGCGUAUGAGAAGAUGUACCAGUUCUACCGUGAGGUGGAUGCCUGGAUCACAGAGGAGCUACUCUACGCCCCAGAAGGUCUUAGCCAUGGCUGGUUUGUCAGCAACCUGGAAUUCUACGACCUCCAAGACAGUCUGUCAGGUGGUACUCUGGUUGCUAUGGCGCUGUCUGUGGCGGUGGCGUUCAGCGUCAUGCUGCUAACCACCUGGAAUGUCAUCAUCAGCCUGUACGCCAUCUUGUCUAUUGCCGGGACGAUAUUUGUGACUGUAGGCUCUCUGGUGCUUUUGGGCUGGGAGCUGAACGUCCUGGAGUCAGUCACCAUCUCGGUUGCUGUGGGGCUGUCUGUGGACUUCGCUGUCCACUAUGGUGUUGCCUAUAGACUUGCUCCAGAACCCGGCCGGGAGGAGAAGGUGAUCUUCUCCCUCAGCCGGAUGGGCUCGGCCAUCGCCAUGGCAGCAGUGACCACCUUUGUUGCAGGGGCGAUGAUGAUGCCAUCAACGGUUCUAGCCUACACCCAGCUGGGCACUUUCAUGAUGCUCAUCAUGUGCAUAAGUUGGGCUUUUGCCACCUUCUUCUUUCAGUGUAUGUGCUGCUGCCUGGGACCCCAGGGCACCUGCGGUCAGAUCCCCCUUCCCAAGAAGCUGCAGUGCCAAGCCUUCAGUGAAGACACGCCCUCAAGCCCACCUCCUGAGGAGAAGUAUCAGCUGGAGAGCAGGGGCGGGGAGGCAGAGCACUAUGAACUGGAGCCACUGACCUCCUGCCAGAAAACUGGGGUUAAACCAGUAGAGGAAGAGGAGGAGCUUUGCUCUCAGCUCUGUAAUGAAGUCCCUCCUCAUCCCAACCACACCACACCUUCUCCACAUGUUCACAGCUCUGAUACAAGCAAAACACACCCAGAAAAUGGGCUAAUAACCUCACUCAGUACACCAUCCAGGUGUCAGUACACUUCCAACAACUGUAUAUGUUUAGAUCCUCCACCCCAGCUUCUACAGCAGUGGGCCCCACAUUCCUGUACUCUGCCUUCCCAGGACUCCCUUUCCUGCCCUCCCACCCCACACCUUCUCCAGCUCUCGGGCAAUGCCAGGAUCACACAGAACACCGCCCUGUUAGCUCCAAAUGUGGACCCAGUCUAUUCACACGUGGACUGCUGUGUUCACUACAUCCACUGCCCCCUCACUCAUUUCCAUCACUGCUCACAGGGAAGAGCAGCGGCCUCCAGGCAGGGACCUGUCCAUACCUGCCAUCUCAGGAAGUUCUGUGUCCAACCAGCCUCAAACCAGGACAUUGACCAAGCUUCAGGAUCAAUCUCUGCUCCACAGACUGCAGACAAAAAAAUGAAACAUUUAAAUCCAGACAGUGGCCAAAAUGAGAGCCCCCAAGACCUGACACGACCCAAUGGCCAGUGUCCCAGCCCCUCUGCACAAACUGUCUGUCACCAAAAACAGGUGAUGAAGGAAAGUGAACCCUGCUGUGAUAAAAAUCCUGCAUCUACCAUUAUUACAGACACAAUCACAGAAUUUAGUGACUGUGGUAAAAUCGCAGGCAACCGGGAAAGGCCUGAAAGUGUGCAAAGGUGCAAACGGAACUCAAAAAGAGAGCGGACGUCCUCCGCCUCCCCAAAGAAACUCUACUGUUUCAACAGGACAUUGAAAGUGAAGUGCAAUUCAGCUUCAGAGUUUAACGUGCCAAAAACUGAAGCCAGCGUGCCACCUGCUGCCGUGAACCCUCAGCCCUCCUCAGAAAGCUUAUGCUGAUGUAUGUUUAAAAGCAGCUCCACACAAACAGCAAAGAACUCAAAAAUGACAUGUUUCUGUGCAAUCAUACUAGGUGCUGGGUGAGUUUUUCACCAAAUACCAGCUGAACUAUGAAAUCUGUUCAUUGUUUUGUACUUUUCCACAUGCCAGAUUAUGUAUUUAAUGUUUCCAGUGGAACAUGGAAGUGUCAUGUAUAAGAAUUCCCAUGUUUUCACACAGAAACCUUCAUUAACUUCUGCUCUUUAAAGUGCCCACAUUACUACUGCAGCAGCCAUUUGCACCACCACUACACCCCACAGUGUCUGAACCGCAGUGUCUUGCAAAACUAUUCACACCCCCCCAAAUCUUUUCCACAUUUGGUCACAUCACAGCCACAAAUGUCCAUGUAUAUUUUAUGGGAUACACCAACACUGUAGUGCAUAAUUGUAAAGUGGGAGGGAAAUAAUACAUUUUUAUUCAACAGUUUCUACAAAUAGAAGUGUGGCGUGCAUCUGUAUUCAACCCGCCUAAAGUCAAUACUUUGUAGAGCUAGGUUUUUGCUGUAAUCAUAGCUGCCAGCAUUCUUGCAGAAUAGCUCAAGUUCAGAUUGGAUGUAGCAUCUUUUAACAUGCAUUUUUAAGUCUUGUCACAGACUCUUAAUUGGACUUAAGUCUGGACUUUCACUAGGCCUUUCUAACUAACGAACAUGCUUGGAUCUAAACCACUAUCUUCAUACAUCUGUCUCUAUGUUUAGUUUUGUUGCCCUAUUUGAAGGUGAACCUCAGCCCCAGUCGUACGUCUUAUGCAGCCUCUGACAGGUUUUCUCUCAGGCAAUGUUUUGCAUAUAGGCCAGAAAGUUCCAUGUUUGCUGUGUCCCCUACACAACUUGAGGCAAACUGCUUUCGUAUGGCUUGCCUAAAUGUCAGAUUUGUGGAGUGCACUGCUAAUAGUCGUCCUGUCAACAAAUUUUCUCACAUGAGCUGUUGAUCUCUGCAGGUGCCACAGAGUUACCAUGAGCCUGUUGACUGCUUCUCUGCUUAGUCUUCCUUGGUAGGUUUGCAGUUGUGUUCUAAUGUUUCCAUUUUUCAGAUGAUGGAUUGAACAGAAUCCUCGUCAGAUCAUUUUACAACUAGGUUCUCCUUUGUUUUGAUUCAUCACAUAAAAUCCCGAUAAAAUAGAUUGGUGUUUGUGGUUAAAACAUGACAAAACAAAAUCUAAGAGAAUAAAUACCUUUGCAACGCACUGUAUGUGCACUUAUCACAUUCUGUUGAUGAUCACCUCGACCUCAUCAACAGUGUGCCGUAUUUAACCAGCUGCUUAACGUUAUGUGUCACCUUUUGUAUUUCUAGGAGCUUCUGUUGUGUUCUCAGUUUGCCCAAGUCUCCACAUGCCUCAGAUAAAAGCUGCACCAUGUGAUUAAAAUGCUUUCUCCUACCA